CCGGCGGCGAGGAGGAAGACGCUCUGCGACAUCACAAACCUGAGGCAGCCGCUAGCGGCGGCGGCGGCGGCCGAGGAGGGGCCGAGGUGCGCGGACGGCGCGGAGGCGGUCGCGCGGUUAGUCCGGGAGAAUUCGGAUCUUGUGAGGCUCCUGGAGGAGAGAGACAAGUUCAUAGAGGCGAGCGGGGCUGAGAUGCAGAAUCUGCGCCUCGCAAACUGGCAGCUUGCGCAGGCCAAUUCACAGAUGUUGGCAGAGCUGAAUCUUGGAAAGAACAGGCUGAAAUUGUUACAGCAUGAGCUUACAUGCUCGAGAGCUGCUCUCAAAGUAAAAUCAUCUGAACUUGAGGAAGCAAAGAAAGUGAUACGGAGUAGCAGACAGCAGCAACAGAAGAGUGCCAACGAGAUGGCGCGGCAGUUGGCUGCCGACAGAGCUGCCGCCGCACAGCUCAAGGAUGGGGACGCGGAAUCUGCUUCAGACGCGUUGCGUGCUGCCAGUGCGAGUAAGCCGGCUUGCAACCCCAGCCGGAAGCGGCUAAUGAGAUCUCGAUCUCUGGGACCUACAGUGGCGCCGACGAAGCCAGUGGCGGCAUCCAAGGAAAGGGAGAGCGCACAGAGACGCAAGUCCAUGAGAACGCCGCAGCCGAGUGGCCGCAGGGAACACUUGUUCGAGAUAGAGGACGUUCAGCUCGUCGUCGGCAGUGGUAAUGACAGGAAACAGACGGCGUGGGGGCAGGAGUCGUCGACGCAGUUCCCGCGCAGGUCGUCUCUUGGGAGGCCGCUCCGACUGGCCACGGAGAAGGUCACCUCCUACAAGGAGAUGCCUGUCAACAUUAAGCUCAGGAGGUCCUAAACAGUAGGAGACUAUGGUUGCAGUCUGCAGCCAGCUAGAUUAUGAGUUGUGAUCAUUCUUUGCUGCGUUCUGCUUCUGCAGAUGCAGCCAGUGUGCGCUUUGGUGUGAAAUUCUGGAUGUAUUGAGGUUGUU
This is a messenger RNA of Lolium rigidum, 981 nucleotides long. RefSeq names its product shugoshin-1-like. The annotation marks the transcript as partial. Gene Ontology annotation, cellular component: chromosome, centromeric region; nucleus. NCBI's taxonomy places the organism in Eukaryota, Viridiplantae, Streptophyta, Magnoliopsida, Poales, Poaceae. The transcript is spliced from 7 exons. The record is from RefSeq and is a predicted model, not a curated record. Gene Ontology annotation, biological process: maintenance of meiotic sister chromatid cohesion; meiotic sister chromatid segregation.